AUGUUUCAACGCAAAACUAUAAAUAGCCUUGCCGAUGGCCGGAAAUCACCACUUUGGCAUGGAAUAGUAAGACAUGCGUGUCUGGAAGAACCAUCUAUCUUUCAUUGCGCCAUAGCCAUCGCUGCUCUGGAUAAAGCAUGCAAAUCUAGGUCAUUGAAUACCUCCUCGGGCUUUGACUUUCAUCAUCGUCAUGCACUUCAGCAAUACGGAAAGGCGCUGAAAGAAUUACAGAAAGUAAUCGCUCGAGGCGACUCUUGUAUUCGCACUACCCUCAUUUCCUCUUUACUCAUCUUUUGUUUUCAAAAUUUUCAUGGGGAUGUUCGACUUGCCAUAAACAAUGUCAGGACGACGAUAGAUCUCAUGUACGAUUGGAUCCCCAGCCAUACGAAUACUACUGCCCAUAUUAAUUUUAGUCCCGCACCACAUAUCCUCGAACAUGAAGUGGUUGAAGCAUUUUCUCGUCUUGAUGCACAUCUCUUAAAUUGGAUUGGUGUUUUCCGAUCUUCAUGCAAUGUCAUUCCUCUCGCUUCCCCAGUUUCCGGCCCAAUUGCGCCCUCACUGACAAGCAUUUCCCAAUACGCCAUUUCAGAAGCCUCCGAGCCUCCUUUUGCAAAAGAACUGAGAUCCUGGACAUCCGCACUUCAACCAAUUUUUGACAUCUGUCAAUCUCGAAUUGACAGAGACCCAAAGGAUCAUAGCGAAUUUAUCCCUGCCAGAAUCUUGCGCUGUCAAUGUUUAGCACUAAAGAUUGUCUUCUGGUCAUCAUAUUAUUCUCGUCUGAACAUCGAUUCAUGCAGCUCAUCUUUUAACUCCCCAUUUCCAAAAGCUAUACAAUCAUCUUCUCAAUUUGCAAAUAAAGAUGAUGAUAAAGAAGUGCACAAACUUUUAAUUCCAGUGUAUUCCGAGAUUAUAACCACUUUCAGAGCCAUAGUCAAUCAUCCAGCAUUUGUCAAAUCGUUUAUUUUCGGAUGUGGCAUUCUACCUCAACUUCUCGUCGUGACAUGUAAAUGUCCAGAUGAAAUGAUAAGACGAGAAGCAAUACAGAUAUUGAAGGAUGCUGAAGGAAGAAGAGAAGGGAUUUGGGAUGCGAAGACUGUGGGACUUCUUGGCGCAGAUAUAUUGAGAUGUGAAGAUUUUGAUGAGCAUGUGAGGAGCCUUCAGAAUCAGGAUUAUGUUUCUUCUACUGGAAACCAUUUAAGCAAGGAGAAUUUUAUCGGGAACAAUGCAUCAGCUUGGGAUGAUUGUAAAUACACACGUCAAGGGAUUCGAUUGCAGAAACACACAAAGUGGGUUGAAGUCCACUUUGCAUAUCUGGGGAUGAAGAUGAAGUUACCGGUCCUGAGGCGGGAAGAAGAGACGAAUAACAAGGAAGGAGUGGGGUAUUCUUCGGAGAGAUAUAACGAUGAGGUCGAGAGAAUGCAUCUGCUGGAUUGGGUGGAACAAUUUCUUGGUCCGCGUGGUGAUGGUUUGGUCUCGGGAUUUGUUGGUCUAUGA
Molecule: messenger RNA, 1494 nt
Organism: Botrytis sinoallii
Lineage: Eukaryota; Fungi; Ascomycota; Leotiomycetes; Helotiales; Sclerotiniaceae
Exons: 3
Coding region: 1-1494 (497 amino acids)
Source: RefSeq, a predicted model, not a curated record